CCACUGUCACCUUACACAACAGAAUGGCUAGUGAUACGACUCUAAGAGAAGGGGUACGUCAGCACCUGGCUACCUGGAUCAGGAAACUCGAAUGUGGUGGGGAUAUUGAAAAACAGCAUUUCUUUAAAACCAGGUUCAUCCAAUCAUUGAAAACAUCUCCAGUUGCCAUAGAAACGGACAAAGCCAACGAACAGCAUUAUGAAGUACCAACGGAAUUUUUCAAAACGGUACUUGGACCUCGCCUUAAGUACAGUGCAUGCUUGUGGGACGCCGGAACCAGUAAUCUUGAGGAAGCCGAGAAUAUUUCGCUGAAGGUCUACUGCGAGCGGGCACGUCUGGAGGACGGCCAUACCGUUAUGGAUCUAGGUUGCGGAUGGGGUUCCCUUGGGCUCUACAUUCUGGAAACAUUUCCCAAGUGUCACGUGACCUGCGUCUCGAACUCUAACACGCAGCGCAUUCAUAUCGAAAGCGAGGCUGAACGAAGGGGCGUGUCUGACCGACUGGAGUGUAUCACAGCGGAUGCGCGAUCGUUCACAACAGGGAAACGAUACGAUCGCAUUAUGUCUAUUGAGAUGUUUGAACACAUGAAGAACUACGAGAUUCUGAUGCAGCGUGUGUCGUCCUGGCUGAAGCCGUCCGGGAUGUUGUUCCUCCAGAUCCUGUGCCACAUCAAACAUCCCUACUCGUUCGACACAAAGCCGGGCUCAGAUACGGAAUGGAUGGCUAAGAAUUUCUUCAGCGGCGGAACAAUGCCGUCGGCUGACCUCUUCCUGUAUUUCCAGAGUAACGUAUGUCUUGUUGACCAAUGGAUAUGGAACGGUCAGAACUACUCUAAGACUCUGGAAGCUUGGCUGGUCAAGCUUGACCAGAACAUUGACACUGUCAAGUCCAUGUUCCGGUCAGUAUACGGACAGGAGGCUGAUCAACAGCUGUUUAACUGGCGACUCUUCUUCAUUUUCUGUUCCGAAGUUUUCGGCUACAGUAACGGAAAUCAGUGGCACGUGGCGCAAUACCUGUUUAAGCGUCAGGCGAAAAGCUCACUUUAGACCAAAGUCGCUGUUUUUAGACAUCGUUUGACGUUAUAUUUUUUAUCAAUCAAAAAUCAGCAAAUUCAUGAUUCGUUUAUUAGCAAUUAUAGUUAUAUUAAAAUCGGAUUAGCAUGAAGCCCAUGGAACGGGUACGGCGGCGACCAAAGUGUAAAAGCUAGAAGGAAAGACGGAGGUAACAUUGUUUGGCACUUAUUUUAGUGGUUCAGUGUACUUGGCUAGAUCAAAGAACUAUUUGCUGCCAAACCAGAAAAUAUUU
This is a messenger RNA of Mizuhopecten yessoensis (Yesso scallop), 1305 nucleotides long. Its product is annotated as (S)-coclaurine N-methyltransferase-like. Bases 24 to 1046 code for a protein of 340 amino acids. The record is from RefSeq and is a predicted model, not a curated record. Lineage: Eukaryota; Metazoa; Mollusca; Bivalvia; Pectinida; Pectinidae. The transcript is spliced from 7 exons.